Pelagomonas calceolata is the source of this 951-nucleotide messenger RNA. The record is from the annotation of a GenBank genome assembly. NCBI's taxonomy places the organism in Eukaryota, Pelagophyceae, Pelagomonadales, Pelagomonadaceae.
AUGGCUGCAGUAGCGAGAACGCUAGCCGCCACCCUCGCCUACUGCUGCCGCGCCGCGGCUCCCAGCAGCGCUCGAAGACUCGUGCGCACGCAAGCGACGCUGCCACCGACACGCGAUGUAGAUGGAGUGGCAACACUGCUCAAGGACGGCGCAAGAUGUGUGGUGAUGUUAGGGGCAGGAGCCUCGGUCGCGGCGGGCCUGCCCGACUUCCGGACACCAGGAACCGGGCUCUACGACACUCUAGAAAUUAGUGGUUUACCUUACCCGGAAGCCGUCUUCGAGCUCGACUUCUUCCGCACGAACCCGCAGCCGUUCUACGAGUUGGCCAAAGCCUUGUGGCCGACUGACGAUUCGCGUCCAACAAAGGCGCACAAGCUCGUGAAACUAUUGGCGGAUAAGAACCAGUUGAUACGCUGUUAUACCCAGAACAUCGAUUCUCUGGAACGAGCGGCAGGCGUCCCUGCGGAGUUCGUCGUGGCGGCCCACGGGAACUUCGACAGUGCGACGUGUAUAGCGACGGGCGAGAAAGUAGACGCCGAAGCACUCAGGAGAGCCAUUUAUGAAGGAACGACGGAUGCCUUCAACGCACAGAACGGCGGACUGUGCAAGGCGGACAUCGUUUUUUUCGGCGAAGCUCUGCCCGAUCGGUUCUGGGCGUCGUUAAGGGAGGACUUCGACGAAGCGGAGCUGUUGUUAGUCAUAGGCACGUCGCUGGAGGUGCACCCCUUUGCGUCGCUCAUCGAUCUCGGGACGAUGCCGCGCGUGUUAAUAAACAGGGACCGCGUCGGCGAGCACCAGCCGGACGUGGCGUUCCCGCCGUCCAUGGGGAAGCUGAGUGGGGGCUUCGACUUUAAUGAGACGGCCCCCGUGCCGCGCGACGUCUUUCUCCAGGGCGACGCGGACGCGAUUGUCGUCGACCUUGUUGAACGGGCGGGGUGGGCGCUCGACUAA